AUGAGCAACGAAAAACACUCCGAUUCGUUAGAGUUCUCGGUGCCGUUGAAAGAUAAUGAGGGCCAGGCUCCCCAGUGUUUGAACGAGUACGGUCUUCCCGAUAACCUCAGAUCUACGAGAUCCCUAGCGAUCCGCAAAACAGAAAUUUUGUCAUCACAGUACGACGCAUGGUAUUACCGUGUCUGUUUACUCAUUUCGGCAUUCAUCUGCGGCUACGGCUACGGUUUAGAUGGUAGCCUGCGCUAUAUUUACACCAGCUAUGCCACCAGCUCUUUCGAUGACCAUUCGCUUCUGUCUACUGUCGGUGUCAUUAACAUUGUCAUCGCGGCAGCCUCGCAGCUGAUAUAUGCCAGACUUUCGGAUACUUUUGGCCGUCUAUCUUUGUUUGUGACGGCGGUGGUGUUUUACGUGGUGGGCACUAUAAUUCAGUCUCAAGCCUUUGAUAUUCAAAGAUAUUGCGCAGGUGCCGUCUUCUACAAUCUCGGAUAUGCCGGUGUUAUUUUGGUGCUUUUGCUGAUUCUGUCCGACUUCUCGUCUCUGAAGUGGAGACUGCUUUAUCAGUUUGUACCAACAUGGCCUUUUAUCAUCAACACUUGGAUCUCCGGUAAUAUUACAGAAGCGGCAAAACCGGAAACAAACUGGUCCUGGGACGUUGGUAUGUGGGCGUUUAUUUUCCCCCUCUCAUGCAUCCCUAUCAUCGGUUGCAUGCUGCAUAUGAGGAUAAAAGCUCGCAACACCCCAGAAUGGGCUGCUUUAAAGGAGGAAAAGACUUAUUACCAAAGACAUGGCUUGGUUAGAACAUUGGUAGAGAUUUUCUGGAAAGUAGAUCUUGUUGGUGUCUUUCUGAUAACUGUUUCCUUGGGUUGUAUCCUUGCACCUCUAACAUUGGCCGGAGGCGUCAAAACACAAUGGAACAACUCGCACAUUAUAGCACCCAUUGUUUUAGGUGUUGUUUUGAUGCCAGUUUUCCUAUGUUGGGAGGGCAAAUGGGCGAGAGACCCGCUAGUUCCCUAUGGCCUGUUGAAGGAUCGCGGAGUCUGGGCAGCUUUAGGCGCAUCGUUCCUGAUUUAUUUCAUCUACUCCCUGGCAGCUGGCUAUUUGUACACACUCUUGAUUAUCGCGGUCGAUGAGUCCGUAAAAUCCGCUACGAGAAUUAGUUCUUUAGCCACGUUCCUCUCAACCGCGAUUUCUCCCAUUUUCGCCCUUUUGAUAACAAGGUGCACCAAGCUCAAGCCUUUUAUUGUUGCAGGCUGCUCAUUGUGGAUUCUAGCAAUGGGUUUACUGUACCAUUACAGAGGUGGUGUCGAGUCUCAUUCCGGUAUAAUUGCUGCGCUUUGCGUAUGGGGCGUGGGGACUACGAUGUUCACAUACCCAGUGACCGUUUCUGUACAGUCAGCUACAUCACAUGAAAACAUGGCCACUGUCACAGCUCUAAAUUACACCUCGUAUAGAAUUGGGGGUGCAGUUGGCACAGCCGUUUCUGGUGCUAUUUGGACGCAGACUCUCUAUAAGGAGUUAUUGAAUCAGUUAAAUGAUGCAACGUUGGCCACGGCUGCGUACGCUUCUCCUUUUACUUUCAUCUUGGAGUAUACUUGGGGUACUCCUCAAAGAGAGGCGAUGGUUAAUUCAUACCGUCAUGUUCAGCGUUACGAAACAAUUGUGGCUUUAGUCUUCACUGUUCCUCUGCUACUGUUUUCCUUGUGUCUCAGAGAUCCUGACCUAACUGACAAAGUCGCGCACGAAGAUAUUAGCAGCGAAGAAUAUAUCGUCACGAAAGCCUCUGAUCCAAUUGCUAAUUGGUUUUCGUCGAAAUGGGAGCGCUUGCGGAGAAGAAAAGAAGCGUAG
Messenger RNA from Lachancea nothofagi CBS 11611, 1845 nucleotides. The record is from the annotation of a GenBank genome assembly. NCBI's taxonomy places the organism in Eukaryota, Fungi, Ascomycota, Saccharomycetes, Saccharomycetales, Saccharomycetaceae.